AAAAAGUAAAGAGAAAACAAGGAAUAUCAAGUUCGGCUCCUUGUUAUUUUUCCAGCAAUAUUCCUAUCCUUGAUUCUACAAUUUUUGUUGAUUUUCGACCUUGGAUGGAUCAGGGUCUUCGUUAUGUUUUGGUUACAAAGAAUGGUCAACUUCUAGGAUUAAUUACUAAAAAAUCUGUCUUACGUCAUCUUGCCGCCAUUCAUCAUCCAGUGAAUUCUGAUGAUUUUAAUGAAAAUCUUAUGAUGUUACCAGAGAGAAGAAUGUCAAGUUUUGCAGGAGAAAACUUUGGAACUGAUUAA
Messenger RNA from Dentiscutata erythropus, 299 nucleotides. The record is from the annotation of a GenBank genome assembly. NCBI's taxonomy places the organism in Eukaryota, Fungi, Glomeromycota, Glomeromycetes, Diversisporales, Gigasporaceae.